Rhagoletis pomonella (apple maggot) is the source of this 92-nucleotide messenger RNA. Its product is annotated as cytochrome b-c1 complex subunit 6, mitochondrial-like. NCBI's taxonomy places the organism in Eukaryota, Metazoa, Arthropoda, Insecta, Diptera, Tephritidae. The record is from RefSeq and is a predicted model, not a curated record. Gene Ontology annotation, biological process: mitochondrial electron transport, ubiquinol to cytochrome c.
AAAUGGCGCUGUUUAGAACUAUGAGCUUGUUCUUACCUGUUGUCAAAGCGGAAGACGAAGAUGAGAUUGUCGAUCCCCAAGCUGCGCUGAGG